This is a messenger RNA of Rhododendron vialii, 3114 nucleotides long. Its product is annotated as pentatricopeptide repeat-containing protein At1g63330-like. The record is from RefSeq and is a predicted model, not a curated record. Lineage: Eukaryota; Viridiplantae; Streptophyta; Magnoliopsida; Ericales; Ericaceae. Bases 82 to 1938 code for a protein of 618 amino acids. The transcript has 3 exons. Gene Ontology annotation, molecular function: protein binding.
AAACAACUCCUCUUGGCUUGGCAGUGAAACCCAGAUCAUCUUCGUCAAUUCGCGCCAGAGAGAGAGAGAGAGAGAGAGAAGAUGGCAAAGAUUGUUGGUGCUUUAAUCAGAGGCGUGAAAUCUGAAAAUCAAACAAAGAAAGGUACUCUUCUUCUCUUUCCUACUGGGAGCUUUCGUUUCAUUCACACUCACCCAACAUCUAGAAACCCUUAUUAUCCUCCUCCUGAAACAACCCGACAAAAUCCCCAAAUAGUGCAGAGAAAACACCGAAAUUCAGGGCCCAAUGAUGUUCAAGACGCUGAGGCGUUGCUCAAUCGGAUGACCCAAAUGCGACCUUUCCCACCCAUUUCCCAAAUCAAUAAAGCCUUGGGUUGCAUUACGAGAAUGGGCAAUUACGUUACGGCUCUUUCUCAUUUGGACAAGUUGCAGUUACUGGGCAUUGAGGUAGAUCUAUACACCGUGAGUAUUGCAAUUAACUGCUACUGCCACCUAAAUCGAGUCGAUUUUGGUUUCUCGCUUUUAGGGGGUCUCUUCAAACGCGGUUGUACACCUAGUGUUGUUACCUUCAGCACUCUCAUAAAUGGACUUAUUAUCGAAGAUAGAACUGCUGAGGCCGCGGAGUUAUUUAAGAAAUUAGUGAGGAGCAGAGAUAUUGAGCCCAACGUGGUUAUGUACGGAACAAUUAUUAAUGGGCUUUGCAAAACGGGCAACACUAUCAUGGCUAUUAGAUUGCUCAGGAUAAUGGAAAAGGCAAGUUGUAAACCUGACACUGUAGUGUAUUCCACAAUCAUUGACAGUCUUUGCAAGGAUGGAAUGGUCGAUGAUGCUUUGAGGCUCCUUUUAGAAAUGAAGGACAGAGGUAUUCUUGCAGACAUUUCUACGUAUAACUCUUUGAUUAAUGGCCUUUGUAAUUUUGGCAAGUGGAUGGAGGCUAAAAGAAUGUUGAGAGAGAUGUUGAAUGCUGGCAUUUAUCCAAAUGUCCAUACAUUUACUAUGUUGGUGGAUGCACAUUCCAAGGAAGGGAAGGCGAAGGAAGCAGAGGAGGUACUUGAAGUGAUGAUUGAAAGAGGUGUAGACCCUGAUGUUGUCACAUACAGUAGUUUAAUGGAUGGAUAUUGUUUGCAAGGCCAAAUGGAUGAAGCAAUGAGACUGUUCAAUAAAAUGGUGGAGAGGGGGGUUCAGCCUAACAUUGUUUCUUAUAAUAUUUUGAUCAACGGAUAUUGCAAGAAGAUGAAAAUGGACGAGGCUACGCAGCUCUUUAGAGAAAUGCCUCAAAGGGGGUUGAAGCCUACUGUUGAAACUUUUAACACUGUGCUACAAGGCUUGUUUCAGGUUGGUAGAUGUGCUUCCGCUCACAGACUUUUUGAUGAAAUGCAAGUUUCAGGCAUAAUUCCAAGUACUCAUACCUUUGGUAUCUUGCUGGAUGGCCUUUGCAAAAAUGGUAAUAUUGCUAUGGCGUUGGCCUUGUUUCACACUAUGGAUAGCAACAGGUUAGAUAUUGAUGUUGUUAAGUACAAUAUCCUCAUUGAUGCAUUAUGCAAGGAUAAAAAGAUGGACCAUGCAAGGGAUCUAUUCAAUAAACUUUCUUCCAAGGGAUUACGUCCUGAUGUCAAGACGUACACUAUGAUGAUACAUGGUUUAUGUAGAGCAGGAAUAUUGGAUGAAGCUAAAGAGUGUUUUGUGCUAAUGGAACAAAAUGGUUGCUUUCCAAAUGGUGGCACUUACAAUGUUAUUAUUCGAGGAUUUCUUGCAAGCCAAAAGUAUUCUGAGGCCUUGGUACUCCUCAAGGAAAUGGUUGCAAAGGGUUUUUCAGCUGAUGCAUCUACAGUUUCCUGUAUUGUGAAUCUAAUGUCUAAAAAAGGACAAUACCUUGCUCUCCAGGAACUGAGAAAGUGGUUUAUGUCACACGAUAGACACGGCGUGCAAGAGAUUGAAUAAGUAAUUAGGCUACGAAGUGAUCUUUUGCAGUUUACUGUAUAGGAUUAUUCAAGGUGCUUCACAAAGUAAAAGAUUGAAGAGAGGCUCUUCUGAGUAAGGUGCAGGGCAUUUGUUGAAGGGCCCAGAUACUAACCAUAGAUUGGAGAGUUGAGUUCUGACCACAGGUUUGGUUCUGCGAACCACAAAGGGGAGAGAUGGACUUUGGAAAUGAGGUAAAUGGCAAACUCAAGUUUCUGAAAACAAGACCUGACGUUUCUGAAAUUACAAAUAGGAUUCUGAUGAAAGAUAUCCCAAUCGAUCAUUUCAACUGCUUCAAUAUUUGGACUGAGUAGGAGAAGUUGGCAUAGGGCUGAGGACCAGAACAUUGAGAGUGUCACACAAGAAGAAGAAACCCUAUGGUCCAUCAAUUUAAAGAUGUGGAGCAGAAGAGGGAGCAUCACCCCUCUUCAGAGAUAAAAGUGGAAAAGGAAUUGGGUGUCGAUAAAUUAGCAGUACCCACGAGUUUUAACGAGCCAAAUCAAGCGUGGAAUGAGAGAGAGAUUUUGGAGAGACUUGAUUCCGAUGCCCAGAAGUUGAACACCCUUCAGAUCACUGUGGAAUAACGGAGAAGGAAAUUGGUAACAGGCAAGAAGAAGAAGAAAAGGUCAAAGAGUGUCAAUUUUGAGACAUUUAAGGAACAGUUGGAAGAAGUUGAGGAAACGAUUCUACAGCUGGCGGAGGUGAAGAGUCAUUGGACGAGGAAAAUCGAAGUGGGUCCAUUACAGAUGGACAGUAAGGCUCUUCUGCCUGAGAUGGAAGAGUGUGUCUGAAAAAAUUGAAGCGGGUCUGAAAAAAUCGGACGUUGCAGUUUGAGGUUCAGAAAAUCCAGCAUGUGCUGUUGAAGUUAGGGAAGUUCUGAUUAUCCAGGAGCGGAACGAGCAUUACACUGAAGAACUUCAUCUACAAUGCAGGAAAGCGUAGCCCAAGAUGGAGAAAGGGUUCUCUUUGCAAGGGUGCAGACAUUCAAGUCAUGGUGAUGGUAACAAUAUUAAUGUGUUUCACUAGAUUAGCUACAUAGAAUCGGUAAAACUCUCUGAAAUGUUCCUUGUACAAAGCUGUUUUAGUUUAUCGCGUCCUAAUUUUUUGACGCAAAUUUUUAGAUAAUUUACAGGCCAUGUUUGGCCAAGCGACACUCAA